Peromyscus californicus insignis is the source of this 7011-nucleotide messenger RNA. RefSeq names its product poly(A) binding protein cytoplasmic 5 (gene Pabpc5). The transcript is spliced from 2 exons. Gene Ontology annotation, cellular component: ribonucleoprotein complex. The record is from RefSeq and is a predicted model, not a curated record. Bases 469 to 1617 code for a protein of 382 amino acids. Gene Ontology annotation, molecular function: RNA binding. Lineage: Eukaryota; Metazoa; Chordata; Mammalia; Rodentia; Cricetidae.
UCCUCUCUCUUCUCUCUUCUCUCUCAUAAGCGGGAAGUUACUUAGCAAGGUUCCGGGUUUCCUAGCACCCCGCCUGCCCUCCCUAGCAGAGCUACAAGAUCUUAGUCCCUUAGUUCCUCGGUUGCUCUGUCCGGCAGGAAGCAACCCUUGUAUAUAGGUCCACACUGGGUCUGCCCUUGGCGCAUCUGCCCUCUGCUGACUCCGCCCAGCAUCUGUCUAGACCCGCCUCGCGUCAGAGCAGACCUACAGCACGGCAGCCAGUCAGUCCCUCUGGACCUGCGGAGAGCCUCAGACUGCAGAAAUCACCGCGCCUCACUCGCCUCAGCCUCAACAGCGACCUGAGUCUGCUUUUAGCUUCCCUUCGCCUGCCUUGGCUUGUUUCUGUUCAAGAACAGCUGUUUGGCCCCUAGAUUAGAGAAAGGCGCCUCCUUCCCCUCUCCCAAGAGAUCCUCUUCUAAGUGCUGAGAGAUGGGGAGUGGGGAACCUAAUACUGCUGGCAAGAAAAAGAAGUACCUCAAGGCUGCCCUGUAUGUCGGUGACUUGGGCCCUGACGUCACAGAAGACAUGCUCUAUAAGAAGUUCAGACCUGCCGGCCCUCUACGCUUCACUAGAAUCUGCCGUGACCCGGUGACCCGCACCCCCCUGGGUUAUGGUUAUGUUAACUUCCGCUUUCCUGCAGAUGCUGAGUGGGCCUUGAACACAAUGAAUUUUGACUUAAUUAAUGGUAAACCAUUUCGCCUCAUGUGGUCACAGCCAGAUGACCGCUUAAGAAAGUCUGGAGUUGGAAAUAUAUUCAUCAAAAACUUGGAUAAAUCCGUAGACAAUAGGGCCCUGUUUUAUUUAUUUUCCGCUUUUGGGAACAUUCUUUCCUGUAAAGUCGUAUGUGAUGACAAUGGCUCUAAGGGUUAUGCCUAUGUCCAUUUCGAUAGCCUUGCUGCUGCCAAUAGAGCUAUCUGGCACAUGAAUGGAGUCCGACUCAACAACCGCCAGGUGUAUGUGGGCCGAUUCAAAUUUCCUGAAGAGAGAGCAGCUGAAGUCAGAACCAGGGAUAGAGCAACAUUUACUAAUGUUUUCGUGAAAAACUUGGGAGAUGACAUGGAUGACGAAAAACUAAAGAAACUUUUCAGUGAAUGUGGGCCAACUGAGAGUGUUAAAGUAAUAAGAGAUGCCAGUGGGAAAUCUAAAGGCUUUGGAUUUGUAAGAUAUGAGACACAUGAUGCUGCCCAAAAAGCUGUGCUAGACCUGCAUGGCAAGUCAAUAGACGGGAAACUCCUAUAUGUAGGCAGAGCACAGAAGAAAAUUGAACGCUUGGCUGAGUUAAGGCGGAGAUUUGAAAGGCUGAAAUUAAAAGAAAAAAGUAGACCUCCAGGAGUGCCUGUCUAUAUUAAGAACCUGGAUGAAACCAUCGAUGAUGAAAAACUGAAGGAAGAAUUUUCUUCAUUUGGAUCAAUUAGUCGAGCCAAAGUGAUGAUGGAAGUGGGACAAGGCAAAGGGUUUGGUGUCGUCUGCUUCUCUUCUUUUGAAGAGGCUACCAAAGCAGUGGAUGAGAUGAAUGGUCGGGUAGUAGGCUCUAAGCCACUGAAUGUCACUCUGGGCCAAGCCAGGCGCAGGUGGUGAGCCCUAACUGUUGGAUACUUAACUUGGGUUCCUUUGUAACACGGGGUGAUUUUCUGCAAAUUCACAGGUUUUUGUUGUUUGGUUUUGUUUCGUGUGUGUGAAAUCUUAUUUUGGAAAGGGUACAUAGAAAAUCUUGUUCAUUUUAGUGAAGAACAUAAUUUUUAAAUGUAAAAUUGUCAUUUUAUAUUUUUUUACAUAAUCUCUAUCCUUAGGAAUUUAAAGCUUAUUCCUCUUCAUUUUUUCUAAAUUGCCUAAAUGAGGCAAUUCAUUAUAUUUCUGUCUUUAUUACCAUAAUAUUAAUUUAAUUUCCUCCAUGAACACAUUCUUAGCAUUGUCCUUCUUUCUGAUUUUGGCACAAUGAAAAGUUGCCACUUGCUUUUUUGAAAAAUCAUCAAAGAAUAGGGAAAUACAUAUGAGACACUUAAAAUUGCUACAUAAUUUCAUUUAAAAUUAUUACUUAAAAGGAAUAUUCUUUAAAAAAAUAUGCAAAUUCUUUCCUUUUUUUUGUAUUAGUUUUCCUUUACAAAUAUAUGGGAGCAUACUACACACUUGUUAGUAGCUUUGACUAAGUAUUGGAAGAGGUUUUUAUUAAUGUCAUGCUCUUGUUUUGCAAUCGGUGCUUUUAGAAACUGUUGCAUUGAUUAAUGGCUAUUCAAAAUCUGAUGGUGUCUUAAAAAUCUUUUCCAAGAGAUUUAAUAUUUGAAAAUAGUCUAAGAAAUAUCCUUAAUAGUUGUUUUCCUAAAUGCAUAUAAUGCAUACCUACAGGUAGACUAUAUUAAAUUAGCAAGAAAAUUUAAUAAUGCACUCACUCAUUUUUACCUUUAAACAUUUUAUAUGCUACUGCUGAAAAACUAAGGACCUGUUGUUUCUUGGAAACAUUGAAUAUAUCCAUGUGCAAACAUUGACAGUUGUUUCAUUAAGAAACAGGUUUUCCCUUGAUUACGUCAUACUUCUUCAUCUAUUAUAUGAGAAUUAUUAACUCCAAAUAGUUCUUCUUUGCUAAUCCAGAACAUUUAAAAUAAAACCUGCUGUUUCCAAACAUUAAGGGAAAUAAAUUGUUCUUCAAGAACCAUGCAAUUUCCAAACUACAAAUUUUCCACAUUUCUUUGAAGUAACCUCUUCUCAUCACUUUCAGCUUUCAAUCCAUGUAACACUUAUCAUCAGAAUAAACACCUUUAAAAAUUAGAAAAAUAGUCAAAUUAUGUGAAACUUUAAUAACUCUCUUAGAAUAUAUAAUUCACUCAUACGACAGAUCCAAUCAUAAGAACGUUUGAUGUUUCUUCUCAGUUGACUUUUUAUUGUUUACAUAUGAAUCUUCAUUUUCAUGAAUAAUAUAAAGUAAUUAUACAAUUUUAAAACUUCUCUUAGCUCUUUGACCAUUAAAAGAAUGUAGGAUAUUUCUGUGUAAUAAUACCCAAUUGUGUGUAUAUACAUAGUCUAGUAUUUUCAAAAUGAAAAUCACUGAUUUGCUGAUUAUAAAUAUAAUACAUAAUCAUAAUCAUGAAACAUGUAAACAUUAUAGAAGGAGCCCAUUCUCAAUUUUAGUACAUACUUUUAUAUUUUUUCUUAGGUGUGCACACAUUUUUACAAAAAUAAAAUAUGUAGUGUUUUAUAUUUUUGUUUUACAUUGAACUGUAGUCAACUUUUCAUACCAAUAAAUAUUGAUAUUUAUAUCAUGAUUUUAGGGACUUCAUAAUUUUCCUUAAUAUGGAUAUUGAAUAAGAUUUUUGAAUCAAUAUUUUUUAAAAUUUGUGAACUACACUGUGCUGAACAUCUCUUUCUGGAAACAUUGUACAUCAUGAGUUUGACAAAACUUCUAUAAUGUGUAUAAAUUAAAAUCUUCCAGAGAAUUAAAACAAAAUAGUUAGAUAUGUUGCCAAAUUUUUGAAUACUUUCAACAUGUAUUAUGCAUAUAAAUUUAUAGGGAAAACAAAAAUCAGAAGACAAUAUUUUCAUGUUUGAUGUACCUACUUUAUAUUAUUGCAACUAUCAAAAUACAGAAAAUUUUAAAUAGAUACAAUGGCAAUUAUAUACCACUUGCUGUAUUCAUUUCAAACACUUUUUUCUUGAAGAUUAUUUACUUUUAUUUUAUAACAUUAUUGUUUUACUUAUAUGUAUGUCUGUUUGAAGUUUCAAGGUCCCCUGAAAUUGAAGUUACAAAUAAUUGUGAGUUGCCAUGUGAGUCCUGGCAGUUGAACCCUGGUCCUCUGGAAAAGAAGCCAGGGUUACCCACUGAGCCAUAACUCCAGCCCCAAAUAUCAUUUUAAAAUCAUAGUUAUAAGCAAAAAACAUCAUUUUAGCCUGAUUCUUUAAGAAGUUUAGAUCUAAUACAAAUCUAGGAAGAGUUUUAGAAAGUAAAAAUUAUCAAAUUUAAUACAUGAUUUUGGAACUUAAUAUUUAAAGUGUGACUAUACUCUAAAGAUUAACUUUUAUAAAUUGCAGGCAAAAUUAAGGAUUUCUAGGAAGAGGUAAAAUAGAUAUACUGAGGAUCUAGGUAACCAUUUGAAAAAAUUGAAAAUUCAGUAUCUGAAAACCAUGAAGAAAAUACAUAUUAAAGGUAAUGUCUAUUUGAAUAAAAACAUCUGAGUAGUUUUUCAAUCUUGUGCUUAAGUUUUAGCUACAUAUAAUAGACUUCCAAAAAGCAACAAUGUUGCCAAAUGUUUUAAAAGCUUAUUGCCCAGCGUUUGAUUAAAAAUUGACUGUUUAAUACAAGUUUUGUUUUUCUUAAGUUUUCAAUGUUAUCACUUGGACAAAUUUUAAAUAUGCCCAGGGAGAAGAAAAUUAAGACUAUUACUUUGUGAUUACAUGCCAUCAUCAUAAAAGUUUGGGGGAGGGGAGUAACCUUUUGUACACGAGAUUUUACACAAACUUUUGUUAAUGUAUUACCAAUGACUAAGGAAAAAGAAAAAUGUUAUACAUGUAAGUGAAAUUUUUAGCUUGGGCAGUUGGAAGCAAUAAUAAUUCUUUCUUUAAUUAAGAGUUUGGAAAUGGAUUAAAUAUCAUCUUCCUUGCAAAUAAAUAACCUAAUCUAAGAGAGCAAUUAGAAAUGUGUCAGUAAAUGACUGAAGAGAGAUAAAAGAAGUGUGUUUAACACCUAAAAUACACUAUUCCACAAACCAUUAAUGAAUACAUUAAUAACAUAAGAGAUACCCUUCCAUCUGAUUACUUUUCAAUUCUCCUCUCAAUGUUUAAUGAGCUCAAUGAGAUUUUAAGAAGUAUAUGGAAAUGUAAUUGAGAACUGAAAAAAUAUUUAUAUUGUUUUAUGUUUUUGCUGUUGAAAUAUCCUCUUUUAAUGUUAAGGUUUUUAUCAAUGAUCUCUAUUAUUUUACCAUACUAUAUAUCCAUGAUUGUUCACCAUUUGAUUGAUAAGUAUAUCAUGAAUGCAAAGCCUGUAAUGAUAGCUAUAACUUAUAAAAUUAUUUGUAGAGCAGUACUUUUUAUACAUUAAUGACAUGUUGUAUAAAGACCAAUCAGACUCCACAGUCUUCUGUGCUGAAAUACAUAAUGACAGUAAUUCCUGAAAAAGUAGUACUUGCUCAUCUGAAAUUAGUUAAUCCUUAUACAGUCACAGUAUUGUUUACUUCUCUUAACACAUGCCCUAACAAAUGAUUUCUUAGACACUCAGGAGAAUUAGUGUAUCCCAACAUAGCUUCAGCAGAUCAUCAACAGUAGGUUAGAAAAACUCUAGCUAUAAAAGUAAAUCUGAAAAUAUAAAGACUUGAUGCAAUCUAUAUACUAAAGCUUAUAAUUCUUGCUUUUAAAGACUUAUUUAUUUUAAUUUUUGUGUAUGAAUGUUUUGUCAGCAUGUGUGUAUGUGUACAUGGGUCAGAAAAGACCAUUAGAUCCUUUGGGACUGGAAUUACAGAUGGUUAUGAACCACCAUGUGGGUACUGGGAACUGAACCCAGGUCAUCCACAAGAUCAGCAAGUAGUCUUAUGCACCGAGCCAUCUUUCCAGUCUUCAGUCAACUUUCUGGGUUUUUCUUUUCUUUAAGUUAGUGUCUCAUAGCUCUGACAGACCUGAAACUCUUUAUGAAGACCAGGGUGGCCUUGAACUCACAGAGAUCCACCUACCUCUGUCUCCAGAGUGUUAGGAUUAAAGCUGUGUACCACCAUGCCUGGAUUUCUAAUUCUUAUAAUGUAAAAACAUAACUCCAAGUACUUUGAUCCUCAAAAAUUACAGUCAAUGUUUUAAAAUAUGUUUUAUUUGACAGGCAAAAUGUCUUUUCAUUAAAUUUAUAAUACAAAAUUUGGGGCCUUUUAAAAAAAUGUUCUUAGUUCUUUAGGGAUCUCUAGUAAAAAAGAAUGAAUGCUGAUAUUAUAUGGCAUGAUUUUCUUAGUCAUCAGACUAAUUUUUUAUUUCGAACUAAUCAUUAAACAAAAUAUAGCAUAUAAUAAAAAAUUACACCUUUAGGGAUUAACUAUGUUUCCAAAGGGGCAUAUUUUGCUUUUGAAAAAUAAAGGACUUAUUUAUCAAUAUCUGAUACUAUUUAAAAAAUAAAUUUAAGCAUAUAUAUAGAAUUACAAGAGAUUUUUUAGAGUCACUUAUCAUUGACAACUUUUCACAUUCUAAAUUCUUGAAUAAAACACAGAGGAAUUUACAUACUUUUCUUUUUUCUGUUUCAGAAAACCCCAAGUAUUUAAAGUAAUAGAUUUCUUAUACAAUAUAUUAUAUUUUAAUAUUAUUUAAAAGAGAAAAUACUUUUAUUGCAGUAAUAAGACUAAGGUCAUGUUAAAAAAUUGUUGUUUACAUAUUAGAAGCAAGUCAAUUAAUUUGUUUCCAGACAAGAAAAAAAAAGAAAAACCAAGAAUGCAUUUCUUUAUUCUGUAUAGGGAAAAAAAGAGAAAUUUGUUAAUUGACACAAAUUAAAGGAUACAAAUAGUCAUUUGAAUAUUACAAAUGUAAAUGAAUAUUGAAAGGACAAUAAAAUUCUGCCUAUUUUGAUGUCUAAGAUUAAACAUCAAGAAGAGCUUCCAUUCAAUUUCUAUAGUUAUUCUUAUUCUUGAUGUAACUACUAACAGUGAUCUUAAUCCUCAGGAGUACUUCUUUUAUGAAUGAACUUUCUUUAAAAAAAUGACUGGUGCUAAUCUAUUCCUCACUACUCUUUUACCUCCAUUUACCUAACCUCAGUCCACCCUGCAAAUUUUCGAGGAUAUAUAGAAUUUUUCUGGUUUAUGUAGUUUUUCUAAACAUGACCUCAAUUUUUAAUUUGUAGCAUGUAUGUGAUACUGUGCAACUUUGCUGAGAUGAUUUUUAAGAUUUGCAUGUUAGGAAACAGUAGAUGGUGGGAAACUUGUCUAUUGUUCAUAUGUGAACGAAUGUAUUUAACUGAAGAUGUACUUUUAAAAGAAUGUACAUUCAAAAAUAGUACUAAUUAAAGAAAUAGCAAAUCUA